Messenger RNA from Lodderomyces orthopsilosis Co 90-125, 1008 nucleotides. RefSeq lists its product as uncharacterized. The transcript has a single exon. The record is from RefSeq and is a predicted model, not a curated record. Bases 1 to 1008 code for a protein of 335 amino acids. NCBI's taxonomy places the organism in Eukaryota, Fungi, Ascomycota, Pichiomycetes, Serinales, Debaryomycetaceae.
AUGAAAAGUAAGACGGCUAGUAAGUUUCCCUUUAAUACCAGUGAUAACAAGUGGCUUUUUGACUCCACUAGCCUUAUUAAGUAUGGGCUCAACUUAACCAUUCAGUUCGCUUCUAUCAAAUUAAAAGACUUUGAAUCAGCCAACACAAUUAAAAGGAGGAGAAGGUCACUGGUUGAAGACAGUGAUUACGAAUCUGAUAGUGAGAGUAUAAUGGACUACGAGCACGAGCCGCCAAGCCCGAUUUUGGUACCUGUUGAGGCCCCCAAGUCAUCAAUAAGAAGAUCCAGCUUCACCAAAGACGACAAAGACACAAUUUCAUUACAGAUCUGCUACAAUAAAAUAGAAAGCAUUAUAGAUGAGAAUUUUCCAAUGGCCAACGAUUACAACUACAUCACCAUCAAAAAUUUUGUGUGCAAUUGCAUGCUUCAACAAGAAUUAGACAUCAAAGAGUUCCUCAGCAGAAUAGUCAACCACAGGUACAGAAACGAAAUAGCUGACAUUAUUAGCACAAUAUUUAUUGAAAAGUUUGAGGAGAUAAAGUUGGAAGGUUUGAUUGAUUACUUCAACAAUUUCCUAAAUUUAGCUGGUGCUGUGAACAUGAAUAACCCACAAUUUUACGAACAAUACUAUAAGAUUUGGAAAUUUAAAUCUGAAGAUUACUUAUCAUACCACGAAGAAUACUUUUUUGCAUACUUCAAUAAUGGGGGGAAAGCACCUGUCUCUGUGGAACACAUUUUAUUACAAAACGGAUUCUUGAUAAAUUACGCACGGUUCAGGUCAUACUUUGCACAUGAUGCUUUAAAUUAUCAGGAUGAUUGGGAGGAUGACAUUAGUACAGUGAAUACCAGUUGCACUUCUUCUCGUCAGUUGCUGAGUGGUAUUCCUUCAAUGGUGUUGGAUUCAACACCCAAACAUCUUCGAUUCAACGAAGAGGUGGACUUGAUUAGUAUAAAUCGUCUUCUACCUGUGGAUCACGUUUUGUAUGAGAAGUUGUCCAAAAGAUUGUAA